UUACUAAUCUCACACCCAUCUGCAUCUAAUAAACCUCCGUUACUAUGACAAUUCUAACAAUCGUAACGUUUGCUUAAGAUGAGAAAAAGCAACCACUUGAUCGGUCUCUUAAACUUCCUAACAUUCCUGCUGUCGAUUCCGAUCCUAGGAGGCGGGAUAUGGCUGAGCAGCAGGGCGAACAACACCGACUGCCUCAAGUUCCUGCAGUGGCCGCUCAUCAUCAUCGGCGUCAGCAUCAUGGUCGUGUCCCUGGCGGGGUUCGCCGGCGCGUGUUACCGCAACACCUUCCUCAUGCGGCUCUACCUCGUCGUCAUGUUCCUGGUCAUUGCCGUUCUGAUCGGGUUCAUCAUAUUCGCCUACGUUGUCACCGACAAGGGGUCCGGUCGGAGGGUGAUGAGCCGCGCUUACUUGGAGUAUUAUCUUGAGGACUAUUCGGGGUGGUUGGAGGAGCGCGUGGCGAGUGAUAGCUACUGGGGGAAGAUUGCUUCGUGUGUUAGGGAUUCUAAAGCGUGUGGGAGGAUGGGGAUAACCAUUAAUGGGAUGCCCGAGACUCCUGAUAUGUUCUACAUCAGACAUCUCACCCCUAUUCAGUCUGGUUGCUGCAAGCCCCCAACAGAUUGUGGCUAUGUCUAUCAGAAUGAGACAGUGUGGAUCCCAGGAUCAGGAUUGAUGGGAGCCAACCCAGAUUGCACAAGGUGGAGCAAUGAUCAAGAGCAGCUUUGCUAUGCAUGUGAUUCUUGCAAGGCUGGUGUGCUGGCAAGUCUCAAGAAGAGUUGGAGGAAGGUCUCAGUGAUCAACAUUGUUGUUAUGAUCAUCCUUGUCAUUGUUUACAUAAUUGCUUAUGCAGCUUAUAGGAACAACCGCAAGAUGGAUAACGAUGAGCCCUAUGGUGAAGCAAGGAUGACAAAGGCUCAACCUAGUGCCUUCCAUCUUUAGUGGCACUGCAACUAUUUGGAUGCCAAAAGGUUGAUUAAUUUCAGCGACUUGUCUUAGGAUUUUGGACCCCUUUUUCCCUUGUAACUAGGUUGCUCUCAUCUCAUGGCUUUGUAUCAAACUAUCCUAGUUGUAACAAGGAUUUGGUUUUAAUCUUGAAGGGCUGAAUGUAUUUAAUUAUUACUAUUAUAUUUGCUUACUUUGCAACUUCUGUUUUUGCUUUGAAGAUUCUCAUUUUGUAAUGUUGGAAUUAGUAUUGAUAGAUUUAUAAAUUCGGAGAAAUGUCUUGCAUUA
Messenger RNA from Glycine soja, 1227 nucleotides. Its product is annotated as tetraspanin-3-like. The record is from RefSeq and is a predicted model, not a curated record. Gene Ontology annotation, biological process: auxin-activated signaling pathway. Gene Ontology annotation, cellular component: plasmodesma; plasma membrane. The transcript has 2 exons. The coding region runs from base 79 to 936 and encodes 285 amino acids. NCBI's taxonomy places the organism in Eukaryota, Viridiplantae, Streptophyta, Magnoliopsida, Fabales, Fabaceae.